Molecule: messenger RNA, 1420 nt
Organism: Phyllostomus hastatus (greater spear-nosed bat)
Lineage: Eukaryota; Metazoa; Chordata; Mammalia; Chiroptera; Phyllostomidae
Gene: CUNH7orf57
Product: chromosome unknown C7orf57 homolog
Exons: 8
Coding region: 468-1352 (294 amino acids)
Source: RefSeq, a predicted model, not a curated record
CAUUACGUAAACGGGAGUUUUCCCGGACCUCUUUGGAGAAGAAACGCGGGGUGGCGGGACAGGCAGGGGGACACCAGGACUCCGCUGGGUCGCAGGCGGUUGACUAGUAGAGCCCGCGCUCCGCACCUGGCCCUGAUUGGUCUGCUGCGGCCCGACAGGCUUCCCUGAUUGGCUGCUGCGCUCCAGCUGCGCUCGCUGGUUGGCCACUCGGCGGUUGCCCAGGCGACGAGAGUUGUUGUGGUUCCGCGCCGCGCUGGGAGUUCGGGAUUGGUCCCCGCGCCCGCGGGGGUGCAGACUUUGGCCUCAGGCGCAGCGGAAGGCACCCACGGAGACCUUCCUCGGCGAGCCGGUGGAGGCAGACCGACGACGGACAGAGCAGGGGCGCCGACGCGGUCCCUGCAGCUCAGCCCCGGCGCGCUUCCCCGCUUCCCCGGCUCGCUGUGAACCCGGCCCAGCGCGUCUCUGGCAUGAGGAACCCGAGCAAGGAGCUGCAGGGCGCCGCCAGCCGCCAUGCUCCGUGCGACUGGUACUACCACCUUCCCGUGCGGCGGUCUGAGAAGGCUGUGGACGCCCCUCCUGUGUCCCAGAUUCCCGGCCUCAGUGCGUUUCGGGACCCGCCCGGCGGGCGCACGCUGGGCUCGCGGAGGUACUGGGUCAAGGAGACCGACUCCGAGUACGUGAAGCUGGCCAAGCAAGGCGGCCACCCCGACCUGCUGAUGCACUUGGCGCCGGGGAUGGCGUCCGGCAGCGGCACCAGGAAGGGCUCCCCGGCGGCCUACUCCUUGCCAGACUGGUACAUCCACCACAGCAAGCCGCCCACGGCCGGCCAGAGGCAGGGGCUAGCUGCCUGUGUGCCCAAUUGCGUGGUCCGCGAAGAGUCUAACCCCCGUCUGGCCGCCAGCAGCUACGAAUCCAGGAGGGGGCCGUUCGACUUCGACGUGAAGACCGUCUGGCAGCGGGAGGCGGAGGAGCUGGAAACGAAGAAGAAAAAGGUGAGGCUCCCAGCCAUUAACUCCAAGAACCCCAGCAAAGCAGGGACCCCGCUGGGCCCCAAAGACCUGGCGAGAAGUAGACUCUCCUUCCCUCCCAUGCCGGGGCAAAAACUCAGUUCACCCACAAACUUUUCCAAACUCAUCAGCAAUGGGUAUAAGGACGAGUGGUUACAGCAGCGAGCCGAGGCGGACAGGAGCCCCCCGCAGACGUCCAGCGCGUCCCCGGCGGCUCAGCCCUCGAGGGACCUCGAGGGGCAGGACUCGGAGCAGCUCCCGGACCCGGAGCUUCCGGAAGCCUCUGUGGAGGCUGCAGGUGCCGCGGCCUCUCCGCCCACGUCGACGCCGGCCGAGCUCCAGUGACCCAGACGCAGCCGCCCGUGGGGCCCCGUGCCCACGGCUGACGGCGGCCUGACGGCGCCGCCGCGGCU